GCGGGGCUUCCAGUGCGCUCUGCUGCGCCGUAGCCGCGUGCGGUGUGGGGCGCGCUACUCCGGAGGUAGAAUCUGCGGCUCCUUGCUGGAGGGGCUGCCGGCUUUCUUGCUUCCUCUGCUGCACCGUGUGCUCAAGCCUCGAGACUUGGCUAGCAGCAUUGGUCCACACGGCUGCUAUAGCUGCUUCCAAUGGCUGGCAAUAAAGGAAGAGGGCGUGCUGCCUACACCUUUAAUAUCGAAGCUGUUGGAUUCAGCAGAGGGGAGAAGUUACCUGAUGUUGUGUUGAAGCCUCCACCCCUGUUUCCUGAUACAGACUACAAGCCGGUGCCCCUGAAAACGGGAGAAGAUGAGGAUUACAUGCUGGCCUUGAAGCAGGAGUUGAGGGAAACAGUGAAACGAUUGCCGUACUUUAUUGAACCACCCGAAGAAAAACAAGAUGAUAUUGAAAGGUAUAGCAAACGAUACAUGAAGGUCUAUAAAGAAGAAUGGGUACCAGAUUGGAGAAGACUUCCAAGAGAGAUGAUGCCAAGGAAAAAAUGCAAAAAAGGGGAUCCAAAAUCCAAGCCGAGCAAAGCUGCAGCCAAGGCUACAUCACUCAUUAAUUCUGCAGAUGUGUUGAAAACGAUUGAGGAACUGGAAAAGAGAGGCGAGGGUGAAAGAUCGGAUGAAGAAAACGAAGAGAAAGAAGGGAGCAAAGAGAAAGAUAAAGAUGAUGAGGAGGAUGGCGAGGAAGAUGCAGAACAGGAGGACUACGAUGAAGAGGAACAAGAAGAGGAGAAUGACUACAUUAACUCCUACUUCGACAACGGCGAUGAUUUUGGUGUAGACAGCGACGACAACAUGGAUGAAGCCACCUACUAGCUGUGGAAUCCUCAAAUGUUUGGGGGAUUCAGCUUCGAGCGUUUGGACCCACUUUAUUUUGGAUAAGGAUUAAGUCCGUAUUUUCUGUUGUUCAGUGUUCUGUAUCCAACUCUUGAGAACGACUUUGUGUUUACAGCCCAUGACCUUACUCCCUUACCUCUGCCACACCUGUGACUAUGCAAUGCGGUUGUGGGUUCUCUGGCUUUUGUUUGAUCUGGAUUUGAAUGUUUCUAGAGAGUUUUCGUGGCACUCUUGUGUGUUCACAGUUUAAAAAGCUCACUCUGGCUCACCUGCUGACCUUCGGUAGCAAGGGUUACUCGUCAUAGUGGAUUUCUCUUAAUACUGCACGUGGGGCACUUUAAAAGCAAACUGGACGAUGAUUUCUCUUCCCUGGAACAUUGUUUUAUCACGCUGUGACCUCAUAAACUGACCUCAGAAACGUCCCUGAGUUCCUAACAGUAGAGUUAUGCUGAUAGGAAACAGGUUCUCGGCAAGCACCAGUGACCUGGGUGAGACCCACUUCAGUUUCCACCUCAGCCACAACAAAGACUUUCACGUGGGUGGAAGGUUCUCAACGCUUGGCCUUGGGGAUAACUCCAAGCCUUACAGUGUACAGUGUGUAAACUAAUGAUUCCAUUGUAGUAAGUCUGACACUUUCAACUUGUUGGGCUGGGACUUGUGGGAGGGGAAGCUGAGACACACUGCUCAAUUCUGGACUUAAACUGGAAACAAGUCCUGGUUGUGUAAACCUCAUGAUAAAAUGGUGUGUGAGUGGAUAUGGUGAAGGGCACUCCCCUCCUUUGUGUUUCACAAGACUCAUAAACUGCAAGUCAAUUAUAUAAUCACUGUAAAAUCUCAGGUCAUUUUGGAAUUAUGAGCGAUUCUUCUUGUUUUAACUUACAGGGUGACUCUCCCCUGCAGUUUUCUAUUUUGCAGGAGAAAAUAUCCAGAUCCCUUCACCUCUGAGGACUUUAAAACAUGCCAAAGAUUUUCAAGGGAAUUCAUAGUAUGCAUUUCGAAACUAACGUAUUAACAGGAUCUGCCUACGGGAGGAAAAUCGGUUUUUCCCAGUGGGAGACUUGUUACUCAGUAUCCUCUGACCGGAAACUGGAGGCCUGCUUCUUCUCUCAGGAUCGAGAUAACCUUAAUAUUAAGCUUAAGUUUGGGUGCCUUAGUUUCUCCACUUGUAAAUGGUUUCCUAUCAAAAUUUAUAGGAAAAUUUAUAGUGUUUAGACACUAACCAGAAUUGACCAAAUAUGCUUUCUUUUACGCUACAGAAACAACCAUGUCGUAAAUUGUUUGCUCUGUACGUAGUACUGUGGACGUGAGAUAGCUGUGAGGAACCGUUUCCUGUUGAGUUAUAAUUCGAUUUCCAGUCUUGUACCUGUGUUAGAAACGGUAGUUUCUUUGUAUGAUCCGAGAGAUUCCAAAAGUCUUUUCUCAGGUGAAGGAUCACUUUCAAUGGCAGUGCUUCUUUAAAUACUUCCUGAUGGGUUCGAGAGCCCAUCUUGACAGUAUACUGCUGAACGCUUACAUCCAGUUCCCAGGAGCUGAUAAAGAUGCUGUGAGAUUCCUAGUGGAAACCAAGUCUUUAAAGCUGCAGUGUGUUAGGGAACUUAUUAAGUUUUAGUAAUAAUGGCAAAUGCUGUUAUUUGGGAAUAAAAAGUACUUCAUUCUCUUAUGUUUGAUACCGGGGCCAAACAAGAUUCCAUUCGUAGACACUCUUUGGUUGUUUCCUUCCAGUAUUACAAAGCCACAGAUAACUUUUCCAGUUGGGAGCCGCACUGGCAGUGAGUUCUUUCCCAGCAUCCACUGUCUUCAAGGGUGUGCGCCUUCCACCCAGAGGGAAGCGCUUUCCCACAGGAUUGACUCGGAAACCCUUGGCAUCUCUCCUAAGGAUGCGCAUCUUCAUUUGAAAGAUCAGCUUACAACUCUAAACGUACUAAUUUUGAGGAGAGAUGAGAUUUUCCAGGCUGCUUGACUACCAUAAAUCUUGUUUACUUUAGCUCUGAGUCUAUGAAAUUACCUUGUAGAGAGAUAAAUAAGAGUACUAGUUAGAGAAGAGUACUUACUGGGACUGGUGAUAAAAUAUCUUUAACAAUCUCGUAACAAAACUAGUUGCCCACAUGCUGAUUUUUCUGUAUUUGUUUACACAUACAAAAUUUAAAAAAAUAAAAUUUUGGCCUUAAUACCAAGAUG
Messenger RNA from Mus musculus (house mouse), 3060 nucleotides. It is a transcript of the gene Polr3g, whose product is annotated as polymerase (RNA) III (DNA directed) polypeptide G. The record is from RefSeq and is marked provisional. The transcript is spliced from 8 exons. Lineage: Eukaryota; Metazoa; Chordata; Mammalia; Rodentia; Muridae. Gene Ontology annotation, biological process: transcription by RNA polymerase III. The coding region runs from base 190 to 861 and encodes 223 amino acids. Gene Ontology annotation, cellular component: nucleus; cytoplasm.